UCAAUUCCUUUACAUACUAUAACCCAUUUGCCUAUAAUUCUGAAAUCUGAGCUUUUGCAUUUAGAAAUGGAUGUGAAUCUAUCAUUAGGGAUUGAUUCAGGGACUGGUAGACGUGCUGGUCGUUCUGGAAGCUUAAUCAGAAGAACAUCAAGUCAGCUUUUUGUGGAACCUGAGUUUGAGCCCAAAAUUGAAUGGGUUGACACACCUGAAGCCCAUGUCCUUGUGGCUGAUCUUCCAGGUUUUAAAAAAGAAGAUGUAAAAGUACAACUUGAUGUAUGGGGAUUUUUCAUAAUCAGUGGAGAACGUUGUAUUGAGGAAUAUGUAUUUGCAAGAGGGGUGUGUUACUUUAAGCAAAGGAUAGGUUUUAGAUUCAAAAAGGUUUUUACUAUUCCCGAGAAUGCUAAUACUACAGACAUUAUUGCUAGAUUUGAAAAUGAAAUGUUUUACAUUACAAUCAAAAAGUUGAGACCACCCCAAGAAAUCAGGUCUAAUAAUAUCUUAGACCAAGAGAGGGAGAGUAUCCCACAAGUUGAUAAAAGUGGUGCAAAUUAUAUAGAACAAUCCAAAGAGAUAAAGGAUGACAAGGCAUCAAGCAAUAAAUCAAAUCAAUUUCUAAAUGACGAGAAGGUUGAAACUCUAGAAGUUGUAAAGUCCAGUGAAACUCAAGAUGGCAAAGCAUCAAGCAAUAAAAUAGAUCAAAAUCCAAGAGACGAGAGGGUUAAAAAUAUGGAAGCUAUAAAUUUUAUUGUAACUCAAGAUGACAAAGCAUCAAGCAAUAAACAUGAUCAAAGUAUAAGAGAUGAGAAGGUUGAAACUAAAGGACUUGCAUUAUCUAGCACAACCCAAGAUAAAAAAUCAUUAAGUAAUAAAAUGGAUCAAAGUCCAAGAGAUAAGAAGAUUGAAACUCCAAAAGUUGCAAAGUCUAGUGUAGCUCAAGAUGACCAAGCAUCAAGCAAUAAACCAAAUCAGAGUCCAAAAGAUGAGAAGGUUGAGAUUUCAAAAGUUAUAGAGUCUAGUGCAACUCAACUAGAUGAUGAGAGGCUUGAAACUCCAAAAGUUAUAAAAUCUAGCACAACUCAAGAUGAAGUACAAAAGGAGACACAAUUAGAAGCUCCAAAUAAUCUACAAGAUUUGGACAAACACCCAUCAUUAUUGAAUAAAGAGAAGUUAGUUUAUUCUAAUAGCCUCUCUAAGCCAUUUGAAUUAUUGGAUUCUAGUCCAAAAGAAGAUGAUAUGAAGGUUGGGGAUCAAAAUGAGCAUAAAUUGGUUGAAAAUGUGAGAAUGAAGAGAAACCCUCCUCAUGAAGAUCACGUACAAGAAACAAAAGUAUCAAGUGUAAAGGCCAAGAAAGAAGAUAAUAGUUCCAAUUUCUCACACAUGAACACAGAUAAAGGUGGAGAAGAGAAGCAAUCUAUUUUGAAAGCUUGUCCUUAUGUUUCUCAAUUCAUUUCAUCUAGGAGUGAGUUGAUGUUUAUAGCUUCCAUAAUUGUUUUCUCUCUUGCUUUGUAUAUCAUCUGUAGAAUGACACAUUCAGAGGAUUAGAAAGUAAGUUAAGAUGUAAGAACCUUAGAACUCAUGUCCCUUAACCUUGACUAGGUCAACUAGUUUCAUUGAUAGUAUGAAUUUUCUCGGCUCAUAUUUUUUUAUGCUCAAUGUAAUAAAAAUAUGUGUUCCAC
Molecule: messenger RNA, 1676 nt
Organism: Cryptomeria japonica (Japanese cedar)
Lineage: Eukaryota; Viridiplantae; Streptophyta; Pinopsida; Cupressales; Cupressaceae
Product: inactive protein RESTRICTED TEV MOVEMENT 2-like
Exons: 2
Coding region: 67-1542 (491 amino acids)
Biological process (GO): protein folding; response to hydrogen peroxide; response to heat
Source: RefSeq, a predicted model, not a curated record